Orcinus orca (killer whale) is the source of this 1755-nucleotide messenger RNA. It is a transcript of the gene PEX11B, whose product is annotated as peroxisomal biogenesis factor 11 beta. Gene Ontology annotation, biological process: peroxisome fission; regulation of peroxisome size. The record is from RefSeq and is a predicted model, not a curated record. The transcript is spliced from 4 exons. Bases 13 to 954 code for a protein of 313 amino acids. Gene Ontology annotation, cellular component: peroxisomal membrane. Lineage: Eukaryota; Metazoa; Chordata; Mammalia; Artiodactyla; Delphinidae.
CUUUAUUUUCUGAUGAUGUUUGUCCCUCGCGCGGAACCGUUGGGUCGUCCAGGAGGCGUGACUAGGGGCGGGAAGUGGGGCGGGAGCGAAGCUGUGGAGCCGGGGCUGCCGCUGUCAUGGACGCCUGGGUCCGCUUCAGCGCUCAGAGCCAGGCCCGGGAGCGGCUGUGUAGGUGCGGCCCGAAUAGGAAUGGGGGGAGGGCGGGCAGAGGAAGACCUUCUUGAGGCGAGGGCCGCCCAGUAUGCUUGCUCCCUUCUUGGCCAUGCACUGCAGAAACAUGGGGCCAGUUCUGAGUUACAGAAACAGAUUCGACAACUGGAGGGUCAUCUGAGCCUAGGGAGAAAGCUUCUACGCCUCGGUAACUCAGCAGAUGCCCUUGAGUCAGCCAAACGAGCUGUGCACCUAUCAGAUGUUGUCCUGAGAUUCUGCAUCACUGUUAGUCACCUCAAUAGAGCCUUGUACUUCGCCUGUGACAAUGUCCUGUGGGCUGGAAAGUCUGGACUUGCUCCCCGUGUGGAUCAGGAGAAGUGGGCCCAGCGUUCAUUCAGGUACUAUCUGUUUUCCCUCAUCAUGAACUUGAGUCGUGAUGCUUAUGAGAUUCGCCUACUGAUGGAACAAGAGUCUUCAGCUUGUAGUCGACGACUGAAGGGUUCUGGAGGAGGAGUCCCAGGAGGAAUUGAAACUGGGGGACCUGGGGGUCCAGGGGCUCCAGGAGGAGGUCUGCCUCAGGUGGCUCUGAAGCUUCGGCUCCAAGUCUUGCUCCUGGCUCGGGUCCUUCGAGGUCAUCCCCCUCUCCUGCUGGAUGUGGUCAGAAAUGCCUGUGAUCUCUUCAUUCCACUGGACAAACUAGGCCUGUGGCGCUGUGGUCCUGGAAUUGUGGGACUUUGUGGCCUCGUGUCCUCCAUCCUGUCUAUUCUCACCCUAAUCUGCCCUUGGCUCCGACUCAAGCCCUGAUAUUCUGGUAUAGGAUAAGGAGGGGAUCUGAAUUGGUGAGAUGGAAUUUUAGAUUGUCCCCGUGUACCGGCCUCAUUCUAACUCCACUCCUUGGUUAAAGCUAAAAUCCAGAGAUUUGGGAGUAAGAGGGAGGAGCUUUGGGGAAGAUGAGGUGAAGAGAGGUGACUUGUGAAGUCACUUGGAUGAGUCACUUGUUCAGAUCUGCUAGAACUUUUGUUCUUUUCCUCCUUCAUUGCAUUGUCUGUGUCUCUCUUGACUCUUUUUACUGUCUCUUAAGUCUAUUUAAGGUUCUGUCUCUGUAUCUCUUUUGUACCUUCUCAGUCCCUGUCAUAGGAAUUUAAUCAGCAGGAUUACUUUUUGGUAUGGGAGGUAGAAGGUAUGGUCUAUAAGGUUCUAACUGCCUUCUUCUUUUUCCUCACAAAGGUGACUUGUGGCUGUUAUUUUCCCCUUCAGACUCCAGAUUUAAUUUUGAAGGCUUGAUGUCCCAGUGGACUCUUCCCACAUGCACCAGAAGUAGUUUCAUGCUUCCUUUUCCUCUCUCAUGUCUACCUCACCAAGCUUUCUCAUGAUUUGCCCUUACCUUUCCCUCCACUCACACCUGCAGGUUUCUGCUUACACUUUGAUUUCAGGGCCUUGUUCUAGCCUUUCCAUACCCCUUCUUUGCCUAUCCAGAAUGAUGCUAUGUUUAGCAUCUUGUUGUAAAUACUGUAUAGUGAUUCUGUGUAAAUAGCUGAGGCCCAAGCCCAUGAUGGAUAGCAAAGCCUUCCAGGUUAGCAAAUUAAAGAUCAAUUUGCUCAUUGA